GUCUCGUCGGCAGCGGUCAGCUGACACAAGUGCUUAGCGUUACCUGACGGCGAAUUGACAGCACAGGAGGAGUACAUACAUCACACCAUGCUGCCUGACAAGGAUGGUCCAGGUGCUGGAGGUGGACAUAGCCCUCCUGGGGGAGAGGACCUCUCUGUGAGUCUGUUCAGAGAGUACCUGCGUCUCAAAACUGUCCACCCAGACCCUGAUUAUGAUGCUGCUCUUCGUUUCCUGGACAGAAUAGCAGAGGAGCUUGAGCUACCUAUUAGAAAGAUUGAGGUUUGGCCAGGCAGAGUUGUGACGAUCAUGACAUGGGAAGGGACCAACCCGACCUUGAAAUCCAUUUUACUGAAUUCCCACACAGAUGUUGUACCUGUUUACCAGGAACAUUGGAAAUACGAUGCUUUCAGUGCUUUCAAAGAUGCAGAGGGCAACAUUUUUGCCCGGGGAUCACAGGACAUGAAAUGUGUAACUAUACAGUACAUCCAGGCAGUCAGAAGACUGAAGGCAGAGGGACAGAAACUGAUGCGCACUGUGCACUUAAUGUUUGUUCCUGAUGAAGAAGUUGGAGGUCACAAGGGAAUGGAAACAUUCGUGAAGCAUCCGGAGUUCCAAAAAUUAAACAUUGGCUUUGCGCUUGAUGAAGGUCUGGCAAACCCUGGCGAGGCUUUCACUGUGUUUUAUGGAGAGAGGAACCCCUGGUGGAUUACAGUCCACUGCCCAGGCAGUCCAGGUCAUGGGUCCAGGUUUGUGGAGAACACAGCUGCUGAGAAGCUGCGCCAAGUCAUAAACUCCUUCCUGGACUUCAGAGAGAAGGAGAAACAUAGGCUCAAUACCAGUGAGUGUUUCACGCUUGGUGAUGUCACCACAAUCAAUAUGACCAUGGUCAAAGGAGGCGUGGCCUACAAUGUCAUCCCAGCUGAAAUGGACGUCAGUUUUGACCUAAGAAUACCACCCAAAGUAAAUCUACAGGAGUUUGAAAGACAGAUCAAACAGUGGUGUAAAGAAGCAGGAGACGAUGUCACUUACGAAUUUGCUCAGAAAAGUAUGAACCAAACAGUGACUUCUACAGCGGAGAAUGAUCCUUGGUGGAGCGCCUUCAGUGCAGCCUGCAAGGCAAUGAACUUAACUCUGGAAAAGGAGAUAUUUCCAGCUGCCACCGAUAGCCGUUUUAUCAGAGCAGUGGGUAUCCCUGCUAUCGGCUUUUCCCCAAUGAACCGGACACCAAUCCUGCUGCACGAUCACAACGAGUAUCUGAAUGAGCGAGUCUUCCUGAAAGGCAUCAGCGUGUUCGAGAGGCUAAUCUCAGCUCUUGCUAGUGUUCCUGCCUUUCCUGAGGAGGCUUAGACGAGUCUUCUUUUUAAUCCUCUCUAAAAACGUAUUUCACUGAUGAUCUGAAUAUUUAACUUGAAAUCUUUGCAGAGAUUACCAAAGAAUAAUAUCAUGUAUAUCAUUAAGCCAAACUGAGCACUUAGCCUUUGGUAUUAUUGAUUUUUUUUUUGUGAUGAUUCUCAGGAUAUAGGCUCGAUCAGCUUUGCAUUACUCACUACUGCAGCAGUUUUUUAACAACAUACUUACUGUAUGUAAACAUUGUUGAUUGAGUAUGCCUGUGUGUGUGUGUGCAGUCUUAAAGAUGUAUCACCUGUUGUGUACACAAUGCCAUUAGUAUGGGGGAAAGAACUUACUAAAAUGUGAAGAUGUUUUUGAUUAACUCUUUGAUCAAACAUCAUUUAGUUGCCACUUUUUAAAUUUAGCUUAAUUUUAAAACUAUAAUUGCACAUGUAUAAUUUUAUUAAACAAACUGGAAUUGAAGGAAUAUAUUCGUUCAUUACUUUCCUGGUCAUAUUUUCUGAGGCACACUGACAAGCAAUUUAAAAGAACAAUGAACGAGCAGCAGGAUUAGAGCUGUGUUAUGGAGGAAGAUUUCUGACUGCCUACGGCAAAGGCAUUCAACCUCCAAAAAGACAUCUGCUUCAAGGAUGGGCAAUAUAAUUUACCAUAACUACAUCAAUAAAAAAUGUCCAAACAUCAGUCAAUAUCUUAAUAUAUACAGUAUAUCUUCUCAGACAUCCAUCAUGAAUUCUAACAACUUUUGUGACCCCCUAACCUUUCUUCUAAUAUAUUAUUUUAAUUUCGCUAUCGCACCAAUUUAGAUUCAAAGUCCUGCAAAACUAAUGACAUUCCCAUCAGCCUCAGCUGUACCCUACUCUUAGUACUAUUUAGCAAAUGUAAGCAUGCUUACACCCUAAACUAUGAUUUUGAACUUGGAAACAUACAUGAAAAAACAUCAGCAUGCUAGCAUUGAGAUUUUAACAUUUAUCAGAACAAGACGGUCUAAAAUUGUUUUCUACAGACAAUCACCUUAACAAAACAUUAUUUGCAUUUAUUCGAGAGAACUGACCCAAUUGUUGUAAACAAGGA
Anoplopoma fimbria (sablefish) is the source of this 2421-nucleotide messenger RNA. RefSeq names its product aminoacylase-1-like. The coding region runs from base 88 to 1347 and encodes 419 amino acids. Gene Ontology annotation, cellular component: cytoplasm. The transcript has 15 exons. Lineage: Eukaryota; Metazoa; Chordata; Actinopteri; Perciformes; Anoplopomatidae. Gene Ontology annotation, molecular function: aminoacylase activity. Gene Ontology annotation, biological process: amino acid metabolic process. The record is from RefSeq and is a predicted model, not a curated record.